This is a messenger RNA of Paralichthys olivaceus (Japanese flounder), 456 nucleotides long. Lineage: Eukaryota; Metazoa; Chordata; Actinopteri; Pleuronectiformes; Paralichthyidae. The record is from RefSeq and is a predicted model, not a curated record.
AGCAACGGUGGACUUCAUUUCCCACAUGCCUCAGACAGGAUGUUUCUGUGGGCAGGAAGUAAAGCAAAAGAUGGAAGAAGUGACCGCAGAUCCAUCUACCAGAAGUUCCGUGAGUAUGAGGUGCUGGACAAGAGGAAGACGGUGACAGCUUUGAGAGCAGGAGAGGACAGAGCCAUACUGCUGGGCCUAGGCAUGGUCUUCUUCUCUGUCAUGAUGUACUUUGUCGUGGGAAUCACCAUACUGCGCUCUUACGCAGAAAGUGUGUGGACUGAAGAGGUUAGCUGCACAAUCGUGAACUCCACCAUCAUGUGGGAUGUAAACUGUUCAUACAGUUGUGGGUCAGAGUGCUGGAAGAGCUCCCGUUACCCCUGUCUCCAGGUCUACGUCAGCCUCAACUCCUCGGGAAAGGUGAUGCGACUGCUGCACAACGAGGAGACGCAGGACAACAACCCCGAG